AUGGACUCAUCAACAUCAUCAACAACAUCACCUUCACCUUCACCCAGUGCACUUGUACAGACUCUCAACCAAAAGGGAGUUUACUGCAUUACCACAGGAAGAUGCAACCGUGCCAUUUCCUUUUUUGUCAGGGCAAUGGAAGUCAGCAAGCAAGAUCAACAUCGGACUGCGUGCAACUGCGAGCACUGCUCCUUGGAAGCUUGCAUCGAAUACAGUCACAGCCUUGUUCAAGAGCACAGUGAAUCAGCCAUGGAGGAAGACGACAGCUGUGAUUUUGUCCGACAAUUUUGCAACCGAGAGGAUUCUUCUUCUCACAAUCAUGAUGAUGAUGGAUACCUUUACCGAAUUCCAAUCGUCACCAAACCAGAUUCCAUGGGUCAUUCCAUGGGAAACAUCAUGCCCAAGAUACUGACGUUCAAUCUGGCACUCGCUCACCACUUGAAGGCCCUGGAUGAAAAGCAAAACAAUUUCAAAAUUGCUGUUCGACUGUACCAACUGGUAUAUCAAACCGAACUCAAAGAAAAGAGCAAGGCUUCCUUUUUCUUCGCACUGGUGGCUGCCAAUAAUCUGGCGGAUGUUCAUCGAAGGCUCAGCAACCCUCAGAAACAACAGCAAUGUUUACAAUUUGUCUUGUCAGCAAUCAUGCUUAUGGGAUAUGAUAUCAGCUCACGAAAUCGAGAAUACUGCAAGGUGGAACUCGAUGGUUUCGUACGCAACGCAACCUCGCUGAUACUGACGCCGGGUUGUGCCGCAGUCGCUUAG
This is a messenger RNA of Cylindrotheca closterium, 762 nucleotides long. The record is from the annotation of a GenBank genome assembly. NCBI's taxonomy places the organism in Eukaryota, Bacillariophyta, Bacillariophyceae, Bacillariales, Bacillariaceae.